Molecule: messenger RNA, 2199 nt
Organism: Cylindrotheca closterium
Lineage: Eukaryota; Bacillariophyta; Bacillariophyceae; Bacillariales; Bacillariaceae
Source: the annotation of a GenBank genome assembly
AUGCAUUUCAAGUCUCUUGUCCAGCCACUAUUGGUGGCCUUUUUGGGAAAUAAUAACAGCAGCAAUCAAGGCUAUACUGAUGCUGGUGGGAGUCAGCUUCAUUCUGCAACCCUUUCUGCUCAGAACGAACCACCCACUUCAAAUGCCGCCUUUGAAGUCUUGAGUACCACCAAGGUUGCUGGCGGUGGCAUCUACCAACGCAUCAAGCAUGAUAGUACUUCUACCAAGACUUCCAUGAUUUUUGGCCUCUUUCUGCCGAGCACACAUGCCACCAAGCCAGUCUCGGAAACUACGCCUGCCAUGUAUUGGUUGAGUGGACUGACGUGUGAUGACACGAACUUUGCCAUGAAGGCAGGACCAGCUGCUUUUGAAGUUGCCGAAGAACGAAGUAUUGCCCUGGUUCUACCUGAUACUUCACCUCGAGGAGAUGGUGUCCCAGAUGUAGAUACAUCGGAUUUGGGCGUGGGUGCUGGAUUUUAUGUGGAUGCGACCGAAGAACCCUACGCCGAAAACUACAAAAUGUACACAUAUGUCACAGAAGAGCUUCCCAAGCUGGUGGAAAAUGCCUUUCAAGUGGGCACUGUCAAGUCUAUUGCUGGACAUUCCAUGGGAGGCCAUGGGGCUUUGACCAUUGCCAUGAAGGAUCCUAGCAGCUGGGCGGCGGUCAGCGCUAUGAGUCCCAUAUGCAAUCCUACAAAAGUUCCAUGGGGAGAAAAGGCAUUCAGUACAUACCUCGGAAGUGUGGACGCUGGUAAAGAUCACGAUGCUACAGAGUUGCUAAAGGCACUCGACCUGAGUCUAUUCGAUGACAUUUUGAUUGACCAAGGAGAAGACGACCAGUUUCUGAAGGAUCAGCUGAAACCGGAAGCUUUGUUGGCAGCAGCAAAAGACAGUGCACAAAAGGUGACCGUGAAUAUGAGACCGGGAUAUGAUCAUUCCUACUAUUUUGUGUCUGCCUUUAUCAAGGAUCAUAUUGCGUUCCAUGGAGAGCGUCUGACCAAAGCACAAGGCAUGUUGCGAGCGUCUUCUAGCUCCUACGACUUUUCGGAAACCACUGGCAAGCCCAUCAAGUGCAAAGCCAUGGUUGCAAGGGCACCAAAGGAACCAUUGACCGAAGAAGAAAUCAUUGUUGACCCACCCAAGGAAGGGGAGGUGCGAGUCAAGGUUAUUGCCAAUGCUCUCUGCCAUACAGAUAUCUAUACAUUGGAUGGACAAGAUCCCGAAGGACUAUUUCCCUGCAUCUUGGGUCACGAAGCUGGAUGCGUAGUAGAAUCGGUCGGCCCGGGCGUCACUUCUGUCAAACCUGGCGAUCACGUCAUUCCCUGCUACACACCUCAAUGUUCCCAAACCUCGUGCAUCUUUUGCAUGAGUCCCAGAACCAAUUUGUGUCCCGAGAUUCGUAGUACCCAAGGCCAAGGUGUCAUGCCCGACGGCACCGUUCGCCUUCACGACAAGGAUGGCAAGGAUAUCUAUCAUUUCAUGGGAUGCAGUACCAUGAGUGAAUAUACAGUCUUGGCGGAAAUCUCGUGUGCCAAAAUUUCCAAGGAAAUGGCUUUGGAAAAGGCCUGCUUGUUUGGUUGUGGAGUUUCGACUGGUUUGGGCGCCGUUUGGAAUACUUGCAAUGUCCAGGCGGAUUCGAGUGUGGCAGUCUUUGGGCUUGGUGCUGUGGGUCUUGCGGUGAUUCAAGGUGCCAAAAUGGCCGGAGCUAGCAAGAUUAUUGCCAUUGAUAUCAAUCCUGACAAAUUUGAAAUGGCCAGGAAGCUAGGGGCAACCGAUUGUGUGAAUUCCUCUCCCGACCAGAUUGGCGACAAACCAAUUCAACAAAUCAUUGCCGGAGAGUUGACGGACUGGGGUGUGGACUAUUCCUUUGACUGCACUGGCAACGUCAAGGUUAUGCGUGCUGCUCUAGAGUCGGCCCAUCGAGGUUGGGGAGAAUCUUGUGUGAUUGGUGUUGCCGCGUCGGGUCAUGAGAUUUCCACCAGACCCUUCCAAUUGGUCACUGGUCGUGUAUGGAAGGGAACUGCCUUUGGUGGUUUCAAAAGUCGUCAGGAUGUGCCCAAAUUAGUGGAACGCCAUUUGAAGGGAGAACUGCCAGUCGAUCAUUUCAUCACCCAUGCCUUUGAAGGCGUCGAAAAAACCAAUGAUGCCAUUGAUGCGCUCCAUUCUGGCGAUUGCCUUCGAGCAGUUGUCCGAUAUUGA